Messenger RNA from Rhagoletis zephyria (snowberry fruit fly), 7164 nucleotides. RefSeq lists its product as uncharacterized. NCBI's taxonomy places the organism in Eukaryota, Metazoa, Arthropoda, Insecta, Diptera, Tephritidae. The record is from RefSeq and is a predicted model, not a curated record. Gene Ontology annotation, biological process: DNA integration. Gene Ontology annotation, molecular function: nucleic acid binding.
UGAAAGAGUACUAAAACAGUACAACCUUGCUUGCUAUGUUUAUAUGGUGUAGUAAGCAAACAGCUGUUCUUUGUUUACAUUCGCUUCUCGUGAAAAUUCUGUUUUGUUUUGUGCUUAUACCAUCUGGCAAAUUUUGCUGCUUAUAAAAAUUGAUCCUUUGCCAAUUAUUCAGCCAAAAGCGAGGCGUGUGCGCAUCAAUCCCACCAAGAAAUGGACUAUAGUAGAGGAAAAGAGGCUUAUUGAGUUUUUGAUGGCGAAUAGAGAUUUCGAGGUUGUUUUUUAUUAAAUAAUUGCAAUUUUGAUCACACUGAAGGUAAUAAUUACAGAAGCCAAAUGCUCAAGCCUACUGUUUGGUCACAGUUGAGAACACCUGUUUAACAUAUUUGACAUGUCAUAAGUAUUGAAGAGCUACUCAUUUGUGUAUUCUCAGAGUUUGUACUCUUAUUCCGUAUACAUACAUCAUUUUUCGUUAAGUUGAGCAUUGUAUGUACAUAGCACAUUCAUAUUCAUAUAGAAGUAAGCACACUCGCUGUAAGGCGGAGAAAGGGCAUUUAUUGUAACUAAAACAAAUUGAAUAAACACACUCGUUUUGGAAGUCAAUCAGAGCGCAUCGUUUGCCUUUUAUUUAAAGUUUGCAACUAGCAUUUUGGUAAAUAUUUUUAAUAUAUUUUGCGGUUGUGAAAAUCCUCACAAUCCUACAUUUUGGCGCCCAACGUGGGGCACGAUUCUUAAAUAAAAUAAUCGAGCAUCCCCAUCAUUUUCGUCAUCGCUGGAGGCUCGCAUUGGUGGACUCCAUCGUGGUCAUUUCCAACAUCGGAACACGCAAAUUGCAAUAUCCAAGGUCAGAUAAGAGUCAUUGGGACCAAGUGUACACCAUUCCACCCGAAACUAAAAAGAAACGGGGAAACAGUUAUACUUUGCACUCACUUCGGCUUUGCAGUUUUGGGUAAUUCUGCUAAGCACACACGGCUUGCGCACACUUUGCGUCGCCACCGCUGCUACUACUUGGGGGAGUCGCUGUUGCUGCCGCCGUCGCUGCCACUACUUAGCUGAUACGCUGACGCGCGCUCGCACUUCAUUUGCGCACUUUGCUGUGCUGCUCUCGUUAGCCCGCUGCUGCUAUUUCGCUUAUUCGUCGCCUGUGUUAGAUCUACGUGUACGCACACUUUGCUUUGCUGCAGCUGCUACUUAGCAGAUUCGCUGGCGCUCGCUCGCAAUUCGUUUACACAGUUUAAUUCGUAGGCGCUAUUUGGUUGCCCUACGUCUACGCACAUCGUUUCUUCGCUGCGGCUAAUGCAUUAAGGGGCUGCUGCUACUUAUCUAAUAGCUGUCGCCCACUAAUAGUGUCACUUUCGCAUUCGCUAUUUUGCGCGGCCUAACUACUCGGCACUGCCCAACGUACGCCAAAGGAGGUUUGCCGGCUGUCGCUGCGGUCAUUGUUGCGUCGCAUCAAAUAGAACACAUCGCAGCGUAACUACACUACCUGCUUAUAUUCCAUCGACUGCUCAGCUCAUCGCACAACCCAACGUGCAGAUUGUUGCGCACACAACAUCGAAUCAUUUGGACUUGGUGUACAGCGAGUACUUGCACCGCUCUAUCUGCAUCACAAUUUGCGCCGAUUGCUGCUGAUUGCCGCCACCUUUAUACGCUGCGUUAAAUUUGUUGAAAACGUUCAUCAUUGAUACGACUGACUUUAUUGUUUCACCAACCAUUGUAUAGUAAGUCAUUUAAUUUUAAGCUUAUUUCACCAUGUCUCUGGAAAGAUUGAAACAAUCUCGAGCUAGUACUAAAAAAAAUAUAACACGUAUUAAGAAUAUUGUCAACGAUAGUUUGAAACCAGGGGGACAGGCGCUGUCGCCAGCGGAGUACAAGUGUCGACUUGGGAUUCUCGAAUCCUACUUUAAGCAAAUACUGUCGAUACAAUCAGAAAUUGAAGAAUUAGAUCCAGAAGACAACGCCCGCGGGGAUUUAGAAGAUCUCUAUGUAACGACGAAAUUGAGUAUUCAGACGCAAUUGGGGGAGGACCAUAACGCAACACUUUUAGAUUCCACUUGCAUAGUGCAAGCGAGCUCAAAAUUGCCGCAGUUGAAAUUACCCUCUUUUUCUGGAAAGUAUUCCGAAUACAGGAAUUUCAUCACGUCGUUCAAGCAAAUUAUUGAUCGCGAACUAAGUCUUUCCAACAUUGAGAAAUUCAACCACUUGCGCAAUUGCUUACAUGGCCAAGCUUUGGAAGCAGUUAAUGCGUUUCAAGUCACGAAUGAAAAUUAUUCUAAAGCGUUGGAAAGACUUAGAGCUCGUUUCGACAAUCCAACACUUAUUUUUUUGGAAAACAUCUCGUCGUUGUUCGAGCUUCCUUCGGUUUCAAAAUCCAAUUGUGUUGAAUUACGAAGUCUCAUUGACAACGCCUCUGCAAUUUUCGGUUCUUUACGUUCCUUGGGUACCGAAGGUGAAAUUGCCCAAGCCAUGCUAAUAUAUUUGGUUAUACAUAAGGCUGACGAUGACACAAAAAAGAAAUGGAAACAAUCAUUGGACUUUAAAAGGUUACCUUCUUGGGAAAACUGCACCGAUGUUCUGGAAAGACAUUGCCAAUACCUCGAGUCACUUACUGGCAAUAGCGCUUCCGCUCCGCUAACUCCGACAAAUAGUAAGGGCUCGAGAGGACACAAACAACAGAAGAGUCAUACAUUUGCGCUUUCUAAUUCGCCAUGCGCGGUCUGUUCAAGCGGGAGCCAUAAGAUUUUUAAUUGUGAUCGCUUCAAAUCUUUGACCGUCAUACAGCGCUUUGAGCAAGUAAAACGAAUAGGGCUCUGUAUUAAUUGUCUCACUAGAGGCCAUCAGUUGUCAAGUUGUCCAUCAUUGCAAAGGUGCAAAAUUUGUUCGCGACAACAUCACAGCCUACUUCACCGUGCUACAUCGAGUUCGCCAGAAUCUUCCAACUCUUUGAAUCAGUCACCUCAACCGCUAUCAACACCAGGUUUGUCUGCGACCUCAAGUCGUGCUACCACUCACACUCACUUAAAACACUCUUCGUUCGAUCAAGUAAUUCUGGCUACUGCCAUUGUCCUAGUUCGUGACGCUUCAGGCACCUAUAGACAGGGCAGAGCAUUGCUGGACUCUUGUUCACAAGCUAAUUUCAUUACCGACGAAUUUUCCCAAAGGCUUUUGCUACCCAGAAGCAAACACAAUAUUGAAAUCUGCAGUAUUGGGCAGUCAUCAACCAACAUCAAGUACAAAACUACUACAUGUAUCAAAUCCCGAACAACCGGUGUCGAAUUGCCUCUAGCAUUUUGCGUGACAUCAAACAUUGCUUACGAAUCGGGAUUGGAGAUCGAUAUUUCAGCUUGGAAUAUACCAUCAAAUAUAGAACUUGCUGAUGAACAGUUUUAUAAGUCCACACGAAUUGAUCUUCUUCUAGGCACCGAAACCUUUUUCAGUUUAUUAUCGGUCGGCCAGAUUAAGCUUGGCGAUAAUUUACCAGUUUUGCAAAAGACGUUGUUGGGAUGGGUUGUCUCAGGUCGCUACCAGUCAAAUAGCAACAACAUUAGAUCAUUAUGUAUGGUAGCUUGUAAUGAUGAACUAGAUAAAAAACUGGAACAACUCUGGAGGCUCGAGGAAGUCACGUCCGUUGGAGACAUGUGGACUCGUGAGGAACACAGUUGUGAACGCCUGUACACGAACACGGUUUCACGAAGCCAGACCGGAAGAAUAAUUGUCAAACUUCCAUUUAAAGAUGACCCCUGUUGCUUGGGUGCUUCGUAUACGACUGCUCUGCGUCGUUUUAUGUCACAAGAGCGCCGCUUGUGGCAGUCUCCAGAACUCGGAAAACAGUACGCUGCCUUUAUGGAGGAAUACGAAAACUUGGGACAUAUGAGUAUUGUUGAGGAGCCAAAUCUUAAUGAACCUCACUACUUUAUACCACAUCACUGCGUCUUAAAGCCAUCAAGCACUUCGACGAAAUUGAGGGUUGUCUUUGACGCGUCCUGCCGCACCACUUCGCAAAGAUCACUCAACGAUAUACAAAUGAUCGGGCCAACACUACAAAGAGAGUUAGUAAUGCUCCUUUUAAGUUUUCGACUACAUCGUUUCGCAUUAACCGCUGACAUUGUAAAAAUGUACAGACAGGUGAUCAUAAGCCCAGAACAUCGCAAGUUCCAAUAUAUUCUUUGGAGAAAAUCGUCUACAGAUAAGAUUAGUACGUACCAAUUAAAUACGGUUACUUAUGGAAUGGCCGCCGCACCAUACCUCGCAAUACGAAGCCUAUUCUAUUUAGCUGAUCAGUACGCAUCACAAUUCAAAAUAGGGUCAAACGUCAUCAAAUCAUCGUUUUAUGUAGACGAUCUUUUAUGUGGUGCCGAUUCAGUCGCUGAACUUUUUCGAAUCAAACAUGAGGUAAGCGAAUUGCUGAAAUUGGGUGGGUUUGAGCUUGCGAAGUGGCACUCAAACCAUCCGGAGCUCAAAGUUGUAGGAACUGUGAAGGAUUUGAAACUGGACGAUUCCAUCACAAGCACACUCGGUAUUAAAUGGAAUCAGAAUUGUGACUCUUUCCUUUUCACAUUUGAACCGAAGCAGCGUAGCAAUAGCCGAAUCACAAAGCGAUAUAUUUUAUCUAUUGCAUCUACCCUUUUCGAUCCUCUUGGUCUUCUAGCUCCGGUGAGUAUCACUGCAAAACUCAUCAUUCAGGAACUAUGGCUGCUCAAACUCGAAUGGGACGAGUCUGUCAGUCAAAGCAUUCAUAUGGCUUGGUCCAAGUUUCUCAACGACAUGUCGAAUCUUAAUUUAAUCAAAGUUCCAAGAUACUGUUUAGGAAGAAACAUUCAAUCGCUUCAGCUUCACGGAUUCUGCGACUCGUCAAUUCGUGCGUAUGGCUGCGCAAUUUAUACGCGCGUAGUAGACAGUAAAGACAACAUAUUCGUACAUCUUCUUAUAGCUAAGUCGAGAGUCGCGCCUAUUAAAAAACAAACGUUGCCGAAGUUAGAGCUCUGUGGCGCUUUGCUGCUUGCACGACUUUUUUCAAAAAUUAAACCAAUUUUUUCUAAUCACAAACUUGACACGUAUCUAUGGACAGAUUCGGAGAUAGUUCUGCAUUGGCUUAAAAUGCACUCCGCUACGCUUUCUACGUUCGUCGGAAAUAGAGUGUCCGAAAUUCAGGAUCUAACUGCUGACGUAAAUUGGAGACACGUCCCGACUCAAAGUAAUCCAGCCGAUAUUGUUUCAAGAGGCAGCACUGUAGAAGAACUCUUGAAAUCGAAUUGGUUCACUGGUCCGUCGUUCUUGUAUGAUAAUGCACACAAAUGGCCUGAUAACAACUGCAAUAACGUUGACAUGGAAGUCGUAGAAAGGGAGAAACGCAAGGCAGUGUUCACUAUAAUAUUAGCGUCGAAUUACAUUCUGGAAACUAUUGACAACAUUAGUUCAUAUAUUCGUAGUAUUCGAUUAGUUGCUCAAUUAUUCCGUUUUUAUAGCAAGCUGCAAAGAAACGUAACCGAGAACUGCCAGGACGGACCACUUUCAUCGCAGGAGAUGCAUCACGCCUUGCUGUGUAUUGUAUGGAAUAUACAACAGCAGUACUUCGCUGAGGAACUCCGCCUGCUGAGAAAAGAGGCGAUGGCAAGUGGAACAUUGCGGUAUCUUAACCCGUUCAUCGAAUCCGUUGAAGGAUUCGAACUACUAAAAGUUGGCGGGCGCUUAGAGUUAGCGGAUCUUCCUGAUGCUCAAAAGCACCCAAUUUUGCUGCCAGCAAAAUGUCAAUUCGUCGCUCGCUACGUUCAUCAUUUGCAUGUCAGCAACUACCACGCAGGACCUAAGGCGUUAAUAGGUUUAAUUCGUCUUAAAUUUUGGAUAGUGAACGCGCGUGAAGUAUCUAGACGCGUCGUCAAAAACUGCAUCCACUGCGUCAGGUAUAGACCAAAGUUGCUACAACAACUAAUGGGAAACCUGCCGGUUGAGCGUUUGACACCGUCUCGGCCAUUCGCACGCUGCGGCGUCGAUUUUUGCGGUCCUGUCAAUAUAUAUCUCCGCAUCAGAGGAAAGGCGCCCCAUAAGGCUUACAUAGCCAUUUUCGUGUGUUUGGCAUCAAAGGCGGUACACAUUGAGGUCGUCUCAGACCUCUCCACGGAUGCCUUUCUAGCGUCACUGAAACGCAUGAUCGGACGACGGGGCUUACCCUCCGAUAUCUUUUGCGACAACGCUACCAAUUUUGUUGGCGCGUGCAAUAAACUCAAAGAUUUGAAAGCGUUUCUGUUUAAACAGGAGCAUCAAGAAUCCAUCAUUAAAUAUUGUGCCAACGAGUUUAUUAAUUUUAAAUUUAUUCCCCCUAGAGCACCUCACUUUGGCGGGAUAUGGGAAGCUGCUGUCAAAUCAGCCAAGGGUCACCUUAAUCGUAGCCUCUGGGAUACAAGAAUGACGUUUGAGGAAUUGUCUACAAGCAUGGUCGAAAUAGAAGCAAUUUUAAACUCUCGCCCGAUAGCACCGCUUUCGAAUGACCCCAGCGAUUACGAAGCAUUAACACCAGGCCACUUCAUAAUUGGGAGCGCCCUUAAGGCCCUUCCAGAGCGCACAGUCUCAGCUAACAUCGAUCACCAUGAACGAUGGACUCGAUGGACUCGACGCUGGUCAAGCAAGCAUUUUGGUCGUGGUGGUCGCGCGACUAUAUAAAUGAACUACAGAUGAGAAACAAAUGGUCAACUGAGCGUCCAAACGUAGCGAAUGAUACCAUGGUCAUAAUACAUGAAGAUAACGUUCCCCCGAUGCGCUGGCAAUUAGGCAGAGUGGUUAACUGCAUUGCUGGUAGUGAUAGGCGCAUAAGAGUAGUAGACGUCCGCACAGCGAAAGGAAUCAUCAGGCGACCCAUUCAUAAACUCGCAAUACUGCCUGCUUGAAAGUCCUUUCAAUGGGGCCGGGAUGUUUGGUCACAGUUGAGAACACCUGUUUAACAUAUUUGACAUGUCAUAAGUAUUGAAGAGCUACUCAUUUGUGUAUUCUCAGAGUUUGUACUCUUAUUCCGUAUACAUACAUCAUUUUUCGUUAAGUUGAGCAUUGUAUGUACAUAGCACAUUCAUAUUCAUAUAGAAGUAAGCACACUCGCUGUAAGGCGGAGAAAGGGCAUUUAUUGUAACUAAAACAAAUUGAAUAAACACACUCGUUUUGGAAGUCAAUCAGAGCGCA